AUGGGACGCAUAAACUGGACAAGAGCCAAAAAAUCUAUUUUAGUCACUCCACCAACAAUCUCUAACAUUAAUUCUAACCCUAUAGAAAGUCAAGCAAAAACAUUUUAUCCUGCCUCUUCUCAGUCAAAUAAUUUAAUCCAUGGCCAAUUAAAUCAACAUGGAAAUAAUUGGCAGCAAAUUUUACAGCAAAAUUCUUUGGGGGACUCUUCUUCUUGUUUAGGCCAAAUUGGCCAACAAUGUCAGCCAAAACCUUUUCCUCGAAUUCCUUCUUUCCAAGCUUCUUCAUCUCGCUCACACAACAAUUUUAGCACAGAUCAAAACCAACAAAAUAUAUUUCAUAAACAAAAUUCAUUCCAAGAAUCGUCUCACACAAUUAACAACCCUAUACAAGAACAACUAUUUGGGACAUCUUCCUCUUCCCAAAGAAUUCCCUCUGUUCAAAUACUUUCAUCAGGAAAAACAAAUAGCGAACCAAUAUUACACCUUCACCAAAUUAACCAACAACACCCCCAACAACACCCCCAACAACAUUCUAUUAAUUACCCAAAUCAACAUCAACAACUCCCAACUUUAUCUAUUCCUACCCCCAAAAAUAUAUUUCCAAAUAAACAACAAGCUAUUUACAAUUUUACAAACGAUCAUUAUGGAGGUCAUAGAACACCGAAUCAUUACUCACCUUUUAAUCAACAAAUUCCCUCGAGAGGGAGCACAACAAAUUUAUUUGCAAUGGGGAAUAAUCAUUAUGGAGGAUUACCAUUAGAAUCGCCAACAAUGUCUAUCAAUCAAAGAAAUAAUUAUCAAUUAGAACAUCAAAUCCAAAACCUCCUCCAAAAUAAAGUUCCCCAUAGUGUUUCAAUAAGUUCUUCAACUAGCAAUAGUAAAAGUACUUCAACUGAUGGGGAUAAAAACAAUAAGGAAAUGAUUGAAAGAAUUGUUUGUGAUUUACAAACAACAAUUCAAACAAUUAGACAUCAAAUAAACCAAAAUAAUGAGCUUUGUAAACACCUUACAGAAUUAAAAGAGAAAAGUUUACACAAAAAAACAUUACAAGAAGCUUUAAUGAAUCAGAAUGUAAACUUAAAUCAAAUGGCAGAACAUAAUACACAAUCACAACACAAUUUAAUUGGAAACGUUGAGGAACAACAUUUACAGCACUUUGAGGACCCAUUAUUAUUUCAUAAUGUUGGAGAACACCAUAACAAUAAUUUAUUUGAUAAUAUGGAGGAAUUACAACAGAGCAUAACAAGUAACGUUGAGGAACAACAUCUUCCACAUCAACAAAACAUUGAAGAAAUAUUUGGAACAAGUUCAGAACCAAGCAUGUUAAACUUUGAAGAAGCAGCUCAACAGAAUAUCACGAGAAAAAGAAACGUAAACAGAAAAAGGAAAAAUUGA
Messenger RNA from Meloidogyne enterolobii, 1395 nucleotides. NCBI's taxonomy places the organism in Eukaryota, Metazoa, Nematoda, Chromadorea, Rhabditida, Meloidogynidae. The record is from the annotation of a GenBank genome assembly.